Opisthorchis viverrini is the source of this 309-nucleotide messenger RNA. RefSeq lists its product as hypothetical. The transcript has a single exon. Lineage: Eukaryota; Metazoa; Platyhelminthes; Trematoda; Opisthorchiida; Opisthorchiidae. The record is from RefSeq and is a predicted model, not a curated record. The coding region runs from base 1 to 309 and encodes 102 amino acids.
AUGGAAACUGUCAGAGUUCUGCGGUUCUUCAGCGCUGUACACGCACCUGAUAAAAUAAAAUUGACACAGUCAUGUGACAAAAAUAUGGUUCCAGCCAUUCCCAAACCAUCACACCGCAGUGUCGAGGCGAAUUACAGCAGCAGUGAGAAACCGCGAACACAUCUUGCCAUAACAAACGCCACGGCAAAGCCGAACAGAAUAUUCUUAUCAGCGAUUGAAUCUGAACAGCCCAUCUCAGUAGUACAGACUGUUUCUAGUGCCAAUCUACCAAAAUCCUGUUCCAAAAUUCCAAAACACUUCUCCGACUGA